This is a messenger RNA of Striga asiatica, 435 nucleotides long. The record is from the annotation of a GenBank genome assembly. NCBI's taxonomy places the organism in Eukaryota, Viridiplantae, Streptophyta, Magnoliopsida, Lamiales, Orobanchaceae.
AUGUUGAUUCUACGAGCGCCGCAGGACUGCACACAUAAAGUUCGUCAUAGUGAACAUCCAUCGGAGAAGAUAACCACAUCGCCUCGCGGGUUGGCUCUGUCGCUAGCCGUCUCCCUCGACGCCUGUAUUCUCACCAGAAUCAAGACGAGUGAUGAGGUUGUUGAGGACGAGGCCGACCAUGGAGACGCUAACUGGAUCCCUUGUGUCGCGGAGAUGUUGGAGGAGGUGACUGAGACGACGGAGUCACUAGGGAGGCGUAGGGCGGAGAUGUUGGAGGAGUUCCCACUUCCAAAAAGUUUCAAUCUUGUUUCUCCUCAUCAAACACAGAUAAAUAAUACAAAAAGAAGAAAAUCUACUCCUCUUUCUUCCCCCAAACUCCGCAUUUUCUCUCUCCAACUCCAUUUCGUAUCAAACCUUCCUGAGAAAGAUGCUUGA